AUGCGCCGGCCGCAUGAGAAGGACGAGUCUGUUCCUGUCAACCUUGCUAUUUUGACUGCUACGGCUGCUGCGCAGCCGUGUAAAGUGGAAGAACAAGAUCCAGUCAAGCCGCAUGCUAGCGGGAAGAGAGGAAGAAGAAGGCGGGCUGCUGCGACGCCUGCAGAAGGCAGUCAACCAACCCCGGCUGAAUCAGCACACGAUGUAUUCUACCUCUAUGGAGGAGAGGCUGCAAAUCGGUCCAAGUACUGUGUCCUGAGGUAUGAUCCGCGUCAGCAGCAGACAGAGAAGAUGGCUGAUUGGCAGGAUCGCGCUAACACCACAUUCAAUGUCAUCGGUGACGACAACACCAUUGAGGUAUUUGCGUCGUCAGCCGCGAUGGCAGACUCCGGUAACAACUUAAAGUCUUGGCGUUGGUCCUCUAGGAAACCGGCGGGCACUCUUGAUGUGAUUGUCGGGGCUGGUUGCCUUUGCUAA
Dibothriocephalus latus is the source of this 474-nucleotide messenger RNA. Lineage: Eukaryota; Metazoa; Platyhelminthes; Cestoda; Diphyllobothriidea; Diphyllobothriidae. The record is from the annotation of a GenBank genome assembly.